UGCGGAGGAAAAUGAAAUCGGCCAUGUCGUGGUAGCAACUCGCGGGGGGAUCGAACGAGUAAGGUUGUUAACACCAAGACAGCUAUAGGAAAGAGAGAAGUGGAAUAUUUUCUUCAUCUUCAACACAGGGUCUGUUUUUCUGCAGAAGAAGCUUUUCUUUGCCAAUUUAGGAGCCCCACAGCAUUAAAAACACCAUGAGCGGAGGGACACCUUACAUCGGCAGCAAAAUUAGCCUGAUCUCGAAGGCCGAGAUCCGAUAUGAAGGGAUUUUGUACACCAUUGACACCGAAAAUUCGACUGUUGCACUUGCAAAAGUUCGUUCGUUUGGCACUGAGGAUCGCCCAACAGAGCGACCAAUCCCACCCCGAGAUGAAGUGUUUGAAUACAUCAUCUUCAGGGGAAGUGACAUUAAAGACCUGACGGUGUGUGAGCCCCCAAAACCACCGGGUUCUCUGCCUCAGGACCCUGCUAUUGUUCAGUCAUCUUUGGGAACUGCCACUGCUGCGGCACCAUCGUUCCAGUCCUAUGCCCCUUUCAGCCGCCCCCAGGUGCCCGCCUACAGCCAGUUUAGCGCCAACCCUCUGGCUCCCCAGCCCUUUGGAGCCAACGCUGCAGGGACCACAGGGCCCUCCUUUGGUAGCGACACCAACACAGUCCCCCCUCUGUCGCACAGCAGUGCUAUUGGCAGUGCUUUCCCCUCUGACUCUCUGUCAGUGAGUGCAAGUGCACAUGUUAAUGAAGGCCGUAGCAGCCCUUCUCUGGACCCCCUGAGGAAGAGCCCCUCUCUGGAACAGGGUGUGCAGACGGCCCCCCUGGCGGCCCCAGCACCCCUGGUGCCUGUGGGUCAGAGGAGCCCGGCCCGGCCCAGCGCCACUUCCACUGGCAGCCAGAAGCCUGGUGAGGCUUUGGAACAGCGUAGAGCUGCUGAUGCCCAGAAGGUUUCACGACCUGGCGGUGAUCAAGGCAGGAACGACAACCAUGAUCCCAACAAACGUCAUUCUGAUGGAGCUCCAGCCUCCCGCAGGGGACGCGGUGGAGGUCACCGUGGCCGCGGGCGGUUUUCUGUGCGACGGGAUGGCCCUAUGAAGUUUGAGAAAGACUUUGACUUUGAGAGCGCCAACGCUCAGUUCAACAAGGAGGAGAUCGAUCGCGAGUUUCAGAGCAAACUCAAACUGAAAGAUGAGAAGACUGAGAAGCCGGAGAAGGCUGUGAAUGGGGAGGAUAAAGGUGACUCCGGUGUGGAGACCCAGAACAGCGAGGGCAACGCUGAAGAGGAAGACCCCCUGGGACCCAACUGCUACUAUGACAAGUCCAAGUCCUUCUUUGACAACAUCUCCUGUGACGACAGCAGGAAAGCUGCGGACAAGUCUUUCCCACGUGAACGCAGGCAGACCUGGGCUGAGGAGAGGAGGAUGAACGCAGAGACCUUCGGCAUCCCCCUGCGCCACGGUCGCGGGCGUGGUGGAUACCGAGGCCGAGGGGGCAUGGGCGGCUUCCGCGGUGGCCGAGGCCGCUCGGCCAGCCGGGGCUCAUUCGGACCCCCCCGUGGGGCUGGCGCUGGAGGCGGAUUCAGGGGAGGAUUCCGGGGUGGACGUGGCGGACGGGAGUUCUCCGACUUUGAGUACAGGAAGGAUAACAAAGUGGCUGCGUAGUCCAGCCUGGCUGAAGCCGAGGGAGUCUGCAGGAGACGCGUAGCUCUUACUGGUCCAGAAAUGUGCUUUGUUCCCAGUCCCGACUUAAUACCGAAUGAAGAUGUACUUUAGUGUGUAAUUGACACCAGCACAGCUCGCCAUCAGCAGGUGUUAACGCAGCCUCUUUUUCAGUUCCCUUUUUUAAGAAACCAACAAAACAAUACACAAAUGAAUCUGAUGAUAUUUCUUUGAUACAGUACACUCACUGAGGGAUAAGAGCUUGCCUGUAAAUACCCUACUUAAACGUGGAAUUAUUCAGUAUUUUUGCAUCAAUAUUUGAGUUCCUUUCUUACUAAAAGGUAUUUGAUAAUGUUUCUGUUAGUUGUAAAGAUGUAUGCAGAAGCCCGCAGAUACUGUGAUGAGUGCUGAUUAUCACUGAAAUAGCUUUAUUUUUUGGGGGAUAUAUCCUUUAAUGUACCUUUUAGAAGCACCAAAUCUCUGUACAUAGCCCAUUGGGUCACACAUAACAGUUCUCUGUUGUGCAUCUUUGCUCGCAUAUCUCCAUAAGCAUUUUUUUUUUUCCCUGUGUGUGUUUCAGUAGUCUACUGUACACCUUUUUUGUGGCGUGGAUAAGGGCUUGAAUCGUGGAGUGUUUUGUGAGUGAUGUUGGUGUGUUGUGGUGGUGGCAGGAUCCAGGGUUUGGUUGUCAGAACCUCGUCCGCUUGGUUUUAGAUGCCAGCCUUCCUCCCUUACGCCAGUAAUGCAGCUACCACCUACCGCCUCCUCGCCAUCUUCCCAGCAAAAUGACCAGCUCCAAACAUUUAGUACACAUUGAGCUGAAGUCGGAUUUGCGCUCAACCUUGACAAACUGAUUAGCAACAUUGAUUAACUGAAUGUAGAGACACCAGUGAACUUCUCUUUCCUUUUUUGGUCUUUGUCCUUCUGCAAAGUCAUUCUUUGUGGUUGUAGCUUUUCUGGGAAUUUAUCAAAUGUUUUUUGUUUUUACUCCAAAUUUAAUUGCAAAUGUAAUUGCUUGCUUGCUUUCUUUCUCACUCAGAUCACGCAGGGUAAAUAGCUUAGUGCUGCAACCCCCCCACCUCACCCAAAAAAACCAGAGACAGCGACCGAGUACGAGUUUCCACCAGUUAAUCUUUUUCUUUCCAAGUUGAGUGCCAGUGACUGUUGCCUUUGCUAUGGAUAGUGUAGGCACCAUGUGUGUUCUAGUGUUAAGAGGGCUUUUUGAUGAACCAGUCUAGUGCGGAGUAGUCUUUCAGAUCAUCCAGCUGCAGCCGUCACUAAAUUAUGGGGCGCUAGAACAUAACAUAGGAAUCCAUAAAAUCAAUACUACUCCUUGCAAUCUUUUGAGUUAAUCCACUUUUUUCAGGGACACACCCAUAGAAUUAUCCAACCCUUUAAGAACAAGAUUGGACUGAGAAAAUGUAUCCAGUUGCACUUUACGGAUGAAUAUGUGUAGGGUUACCGAGGCGUCUAUUUUAACCAGUUUAACUGAAAACCCUGAUGUUCAUGUACAUACCAGUUCUUGCUGUAGAUUAUUUUGAUACCAUAUUGACCCUGUCAGUUGGCUCAUAAUUUGUUGGAGCAUACAGGCAAGGUUAAGAAAGAUGCUGCGCUGAAGGUAGCAUUUCGUUGUUCUUUUGGAUACAUAAAUGGCUCUAUAACAGAUGUUGGCAUAAAUGUUGUGGAUGGCAUAUGUCAUUUUAGUUGGCAGGCAAAGAGGCUUGUCCAUUUGGUCUGCUUGCUUCUGUGCAUUUGUUACCCUCUGGGAGAAACGUAGGGGGCUUUGAUUCCCGAUGGAAGGGGGCACAACAACGAAAAUGUUUGCAGUCCCAUAUGGGAGAAAAUAUUAAUUUAGUGAGAUGUUAGCUUAGUCCCUGAAUGAGUUGACUUGGCCCUGAAUUCAGUCUUGACUCAUAUCCUACCAACCAAUAGUCAGUUGAUGCUCAUUAUGGGAGUUCCUCUUGUAACUGGCUUGAUAUAAAGAUGUACUUAACCUACUGAAGAUUUGGACUCAAAUUGGUUCAAAGAUCUUGAAAGCUGAAGACCAUAUGACUCAACGAAUUCAGGCCUUUUGUCACAUCCUUUUAUGGCAAAGUGAAUAAUUUCUCGUAGUAUAUAUAUUUUUUUUUUUCAUCGAUUUUUAGUAUUUCUAGAGUUUAGUUUGUAUAACCAUAUCCUCGCACCUGCAGUCCUCCUCAGUAAUAGCACUGUCAAGUCAUCCAGCACAAGGUGGGAGGAGUAUGUGUCUAGAAUAGCAGCUCCCAGUAAAAAUUGAGCAAGUCAGUGUCAUUACCAUAUAAACUGAUGAAAUGUAUGGGAUCCAAAGACUGGACAAAGGUGCAGGGAGGGAGAGCGGGAAGGGUGGCUGUGGGUUGUGGGCGGGAUGGGAAGGUGGGUCUAGAUUCUUUAACUGUGUUCCAGUUGUUCUUGUUCUCAGUACGCUUAUGGAGGGUGUUUUUGGUUACUGUUGUGGCUGUUUCAGUAUAUAAGACGUACCUAUAACUAUUUACAGUAUACUCUCUUUCUUUGGAAACUUAAUUUUAAAAUGAAGCACUACAAAACGCGUACAGCAUAGAAGCAGAAUGCUAGGGCAGCUAGUAACCUCGCACAGUCCCACGUGCUGUUUUGAACCAGUCGCUGUAGUGAUCACUUGGAAGAAGCUGCAUGAGCAAUGCCUUGUGAUGAAGCCACAAUGGAAAAAAAUAUAUAAAAUCAUGACACUGAACAACUUGGAUACACCAGGGCCAACACAUGGAGAUUUGGGGAAGGGAUCACCCUGGAUGGUUUUUUGCAAUAAUAGACACGUUGUUGUACGAUCCCCCAGUGCUUUUUAAAAGUUUCAAGUGUACAUAUUUCUAGUGUUUUGCUGUGAGGGUUUAACUGUAUGGAGCCCCUCAGACGUCAAAGAAAUUCAUUUUGGUUCUUCAGGAAAGCGAUUGUACAGCAUGGUGUACUACUUGCCACAGCUGUCUGGAGGUUCUAUUCGAAGAUGAGAAUAAACAGUUGUUCAAUA
Messenger RNA from Alosa alosa (allis shad), 4662 nucleotides. RefSeq names its product protein LSM14 homolog A-like. Gene Ontology annotation, molecular function: mRNA binding. Gene Ontology annotation, biological process: cytoplasmic stress granule assembly; P-body assembly. The coding region runs from base 195 to 1652 and encodes 485 amino acids. The record is from RefSeq and is a predicted model, not a curated record. The transcript has 11 exons. NCBI's taxonomy places the organism in Eukaryota, Metazoa, Chordata, Actinopteri, Clupeiformes, Clupeidae. Gene Ontology annotation, cellular component: P-body.